CACACAAUCUACUUGGGUAUCCGGAGUCGGCGGAGCGGAGAGAAUGACCGGUGGAGGUUCUAUUGGAAGAUGGUGUAUGAGUAUGCAGAUGUGAGCAUGCUGCAUUUGCUAGCCACCUUCCUGGAAAGUGCACCACAGCUGGUCCUGCAACUCUGCAUUGUCGUACAGACUCGGACGCUCCAGGCUCUCCAAGGUCUAACUGCUGCUGCAUCUCUUGUGUCCCUGGCUUGGGCUUUGGCUUCCUACCAAAAAGCCCUCCGCGACUCCCGCGAUGACAAGAAGCCCAUCAGUUACAUGGCUGUUAUCAUCCAGUUUUGCUGGCAUUUCUUCACCAUUGCGGCGAGGGUCAUUACUUUUGCUCUGUUUGCCUCGGUUUUCCAGCUGUACUUUGGGAUCUUCAUCGUGUUGCACUGGUGCAUCAUGACCUUCUGGAUCGUCCACUGCGAGACGGAGUUUUGCAUCACUAAAUGGGAGGAGAUCGUCUUCGACAUGGUGGUUGGGAUAAUCUACAUCUUCAGCUGGUUCAAUGUCAAGGAAGGCAGGACACGCUGCAGGCUUUUCAUUUACUAUUUUGUGAUCCUUUUAGAAAACACAGCCUUGAGUGCUCUCUGGUACCUGUACAAGGCCCCCCCGAUCUCCGACGCGUUCGCCAUACCAGCACUGUGUGUAGUGUUCAGCAGCUUUUUAACGGGCAUUGUUUUUAUGCUGAUGUACUAUGCCUUCUUCCACCCCAACGGACCAAGGUUUGGGCAGUCGCCAAGCUGUGCUUGUGAGGACCCUGCCGCCGCCUUCACCCUCCCCCCGGAGGUGGCCACAAACACUCUGAGGUCCAUCUCCAACAACCGGAGCGUGACGAGCGAGCGGGAUCAGAAAUUCGCGGAGAGGGAUGGGUGCGUGCCGGUGUUCCAGGUGAGACCCACGGCACCGUCCACGCCUUCCUCCCGCCCGCCAAGGAUUGAGGAGUCUGUCAUUAAAAUCGAUCUGUUCAGGAACAGGUACCCAGCCUGGGAGAGGCACGUGUUGGACAGGAGCCUGAGGAAGGCCAUCUUAGCGUUUGAAUGUUCCCCUGCUCCUCCGCGGCUACAGUAUAAAGACGAUGCCCUGAUCCAGGAGCGCUUGGAGUACGAAACCACCUUGUAAACAAAAACCAAACCGCAGCUUGAAGAAGCUCCGAGCUUACAGUCCACGUUAAGGGGCUGUAGGCGUAACUAAACUGUGUACUACCAGUAGAGCAGCAAGCUGUAGUGUUCUUAGUCUGGCUACCAUCAUGAUUAUCAUUUGAUCCACUGUGUGCAGUCUGUCUGCAGGACACUGAUACAGCAGCAGCACCUGAAAGCCUCCGAACCCCCCCAAACCCUGACCCACACAGUUUCUUCAGCUGGGGAAACUCACCCACGACUCCUUGCUGCUAUGAAACUCCGACUGCACAGUCCCUAAAAUCAGAGCUAUAGGGAGGCUCUGAGCAGAGCUUUCAACUUUAGCCAGUAGUGCAUUUUAUUUUAGAAAUGAAUGAUUGAUAUUUCCAUAAGCAAUGGCAAAAAAAAAAAACCCACAAACCCCACACAAAACCAACCCAAACAAACACAAAAAGACAUCCCCCCACACCUUUUCAAAAACAACAAAACUGUUGCUUGUUGUGAAAACUGUUUUCUGAGGUCAAAAAAGGAGCAUUGGUCAUCUUCAACACUCCCAUAAAUCAACCAGUCAGACUAGACUGAGGGUUGCAAAAAUAGGUCUUCAUUCAAGCACUACAUUGUCAUGUUUGUAAGGCUGUCAAUGGCAAAGGAACUAAAAUCUGAUUCAUUAAGGUGAUGAACAUUAAUGCUGCCAGAACUGUUUGGGUUUUUGGUUUGUUUGUUGUUUGGCUGUUUUGCUUUGUUU
Messenger RNA from Dryobates pubescens (Downy woodpecker), 1881 nucleotides. RefSeq names its product XK related 4 (gene XKR4). NCBI's taxonomy places the organism in Eukaryota, Metazoa, Chordata, Aves, Piciformes, Picidae. The coding region runs from base 70 to 1140 and encodes 356 amino acids. The transcript has 2 exons. Gene Ontology annotation, cellular component: plasma membrane. The record is from RefSeq and is a predicted model, not a curated record. Gene Ontology annotation, biological process: apoptotic process involved in development; phosphatidylserine exposure on apoptotic cell surface; engulfment of apoptotic cell.